AUGUCAUAUUCUAAGAAGAACGAAAAUAAAAAGUUUAUAGAAAAAAAUGUGUAUAAUUGUGAAUUUAAUUCUGAUAUUCAAAAAGAUAUAGAAGUAAUAAAAUCGUAUACAUUGGAAAUAUCAAAUGUUAGUCAAAAUGAAUCAUGUUCUAUUGAAAGUUCAGAGAAAGUGCAAAAACUAGUACAACAAGGGAAAUCAAAAAUUCAAGAGAUACAAAAGAAGUUGAAUAAUUAUUCUAGUACUAAAAAUGUUCCACAUAAUGAAAAAGUUCGGAAGAAGUUGAUGUUGCAAAAAUUAUCAAAUUCUUAUAUGAAUGCAGUAAAUAAUUUUCAAAAUGCUUCAAAAAAUUAUAUAAAUAAAACUAUAUUAAAAGAUUCACACCCCAAUAAUUUUAGUAUUCCUGAUGAUUUAGAAGAUUUUAAUUCAUUUAAUAACUUUUCAAGAAAAAGUAGUUCAAAUUAUGAUUCUAGUAAGGAUAAGUUUAAUAUUAAUAUAUAUGAUUAUAAUUUUUAUGAUAAUAAAUAUGAAAAUAAUUAUAACAGUUACAAAAGUAACGAAUUUCAGAGUAUAGACAGUACAAUUGAAGAAAAAAGAAAAAAAAAAAAGUAUAAAAAUUAUAUAUUUACAGGAAAUAAAAAAAAUGAGAUUAAUGAAUACUUAUUGAAAAAUGAUAGAUACAUAGAAAAUGAAAAGGAUGAUAAUUAUUCUCAAGAAAAACAGUUUGUGUCUGUAAAGACCGUAGAUAUUGAAAAAGAAAUACUAAAUCAGAAAAAUAAAGAAAUAGAAAAAUUACAUAAGGAUAUAAUAAAUAUUCAAGAAUUAUAUAAGGAGCUAUCUGAGCAAAUAAAUAUUCAAGGAGAUAAUAUUGACAAUAUUGAUUCGCAAAUAGUUAACACUCAUGAUAAUAUUGUUAUGUCAGGUCGAGAAAUUGAAAUAGCUAGAAAUAGAUAUUUUCGUAAUUUUAAAUGUAUGUUUUAUCUUUUUUUGGCAUUAUUAGUUUUGAUAAUUAUUAUUUUAACUGUCCUUAAAGUAAUAUAA
Molecule: messenger RNA, 1038 nt
Organism: Plasmodium relictum
Lineage: Eukaryota; Apicomplexa; Aconoidasida; Haemosporida; Plasmodiidae
Product: syntaxin, putative
Exons: 4
Coding region: 1-1038 (345 amino acids)
Cellular component (GO): membrane
Source: RefSeq, a predicted model, not a curated record